Messenger RNA from Ilex paraguariensis (yerba mate), 464 nucleotides. Lineage: Eukaryota; Viridiplantae; Streptophyta; Magnoliopsida; Aquifoliales; Aquifoliaceae. The record is from the annotation of a GenBank genome assembly.
CUUCCCUACUUCAGAAUCCUACAAUCCACCACCCCUUCAUUCCUUAAGAACACUAGCAUCUUCCAAAAUAUCUCUCUCUCAAGGACAAAAAGGAUUCAUUCAUCUCUUUCUGUUUCCAUUCUGAAUUCUAUGAUCAUAGACUCACAUCAAUGGGAACUCCUGUAAACAUUAUAGUUGGAUCACACGUCUGGGCUGAGGAUCCUGAAGAUGCCUGGAUCGAUGGAGAAGUGAUAGAAAUCAAAGGGGCUGAUGCCACCAUAGUUACCACCAAUGAGAAGACUAUUGUUGCAGCUAUUUCCAGCAUAUACCCAAAGGACACAGAAGCACCACCAGCUGGGGUUGAUGACAUGACCAAGUUAGCUUACCUCCAUGAGCCAGGAGUCCUCCACAACCUUGCUUGUCGUUUUGCUCUUAAUGAAAUAUAUGUGAGUCACAAUCUACCAUCACCACAGAAUUUGGAGUAA